Messenger RNA from Mustela erminea (ermine), 9966 nucleotides. It is a transcript of the gene GRAMD4, whose product is annotated as GRAM domain containing 4. The record is from RefSeq and is a predicted model, not a curated record. The coding region runs from base 5983 to 7719 and encodes 578 amino acids. NCBI's taxonomy places the organism in Eukaryota, Metazoa, Chordata, Mammalia, Carnivora, Mustelidae. Gene Ontology annotation, biological process: apoptotic process; negative regulation of toll-like receptor 9 signaling pathway. The transcript is spliced from 20 exons.
UGCGCUGGGAAGGGGGCAGUGCACAGCUGUGGAGCAUGGAUUGAUGGGUUUCAGGCAGGGGGUGGGACCGGGGCUGCCUCCUGGUGUCACAGGGGCUUAUUCGUUGUCACUGCAGAGCCAGGGUCACUGCCCCGAGACCCGGGGAUGGCCCUUCAGGGUGGGCAGUGCCCUCCCCCGUGCUGUUCCCAGCUGGCUCUCCUUCCGGCUCCUCUGCCUCAGACCGGAGUCGGGGGACGUGGGGAGAAGUCCCUGGCCCACGACUCGGGCGGACGGAGAUGGUUCGGUGUCCCUCACUGAGAUCCUUCUGGCCCCAGGGAGCCUAGAGACUGUCCAGGCUGCCCCAGCUUCCCCAUGGAGGGCACCUUGCCCCUCACCCCUUUCCUUAAGAAAACUGGGUGGGGGCGAGGUCCGCGCACAAGCGUGUGACGCUCGGGCUGCUGUCGGUGGGAUCCCCGGGCUUAGCCAGGGCCCAGGUUCCCUGUUAGUGGGCCACUAAGUGCUGUGACCUUUCUGAGAGUUCUUGUUCCGCUGGGCGUCUGUCCCCGAAGGACCAGGGGCAGUAGAGCAUGGCCCAUAGGCCAAAUGCUGCGCACUGCCACCUGCUUUUGUAAAUAAUGUUUUUGGCCCAGAGCCACACCCAUUUUGUGGUCCAGCAGAGCGAGCUGAGAGGUUGGGACGGCUGUGCGGCCUGCCAAGCCCAACAUUGCCUACCUGGCCCCUUGCGGAACAGGCUCGCCCGGCCGCAUGCCUGGUCUCCUGCGCUGUCUUCAUGGUGCGCUGCCUUUGGAAAGCAGCCUGCUUUCAGACAGCUGCGAGCCCCGCCCCUUUCUGCUUUCAGGAACUUGGGCCGGGGCCAUGGCAGGAAGUCAUGCCUGGUGCCCGGAAUUUGGAAGGUGUUUCCUACCAGCUGUCAUUGGCUGGAUCUCCUCAGGUCCUGGUUGCAAAGAGAAAUGGAGAGAAAUUGAAGUGAAUUUGUGUGCACUUCUGGUAGCUUGUUCUAUUUUCUGAGGUGACACGGAGGUUUUUGUCUGGCUGCUCCUAAACAUUAGGUUUUCUUGUUAGCUCUGUGUUGUUUAAAUAGACAUCAGCGUGGCCACUCUGCCAGGCUCCUUACUCAAUAUGUUAGGCAGAGCGGCCUGGGAGCUGUCCUACAGUGAGGGACGUAUUAAUAGAGGCAUGGGCUGGGGAGGGUGGGAUGGCUGGGUCUGUCUGGGGUUAGGGCAAGCACAGACUCCGGAGUCCAGUGAGGCUGCUUCCUGUUUCUGACAUGCCACUUCUCUUUUAUGCUGCUUCCCUGAGCCUCCGUUACCCCUUUUGUCAAUUUAGCAGGAGUUCUUUCCUCUCAACAUUGUGACCAGGACAGACGACACCUGUGAUGGUGCUGCUGCCUGCGAGUUGGGGCCCUGCACAGGUUUUGGGGUGUACAGGAGGCCUGGGGACCGUGAAAGCAUGGUGCUGGGGGUUUGUCCUCCCUUGUGUCGGGGCCCUGUGAACACUCCGUAGCAGGUGCUCCCAGCCCCUGUCUGGGGCUUCCUCUCCAGGUGUGCAUCUGGGCUGAGGCCUAAAUGCCUGGAGACAGGUCCUCAGGUGGCCCCAGCUCACACCUGUGACGGGCGCUGCCCUUUCUUAUUUCUACUUCAGAGACUGGGAGGGCUGGGCUGGACCCGGCUGGCCUGCCUCUGCAGACCUCACUGUCGACCUUGGGGCUGCCCCCAGCUGGGGUCAGGGGGCAUAUGCCUGGUUUGCGCAGGGCAGGUGGCAAGGCUGAGGCUUGGUCCUGGCGCACCAGCUGGGGGGUGCUGCGCCCUCUCUGAAUUGGACGCCUGCCCCCUGCCCCAGGGUCUGGUCUGAAUCCUCCCUUGGGGUUCUGGGCACCGUGGCCCUUGCUUCCCACUGCCUGCAGGCUCCGGUCACCCGCCAGCCCUUCCUUUCCUGCCUGCAGAUGCUUUGGAAGUUUCUGAUGGCCGGAGGGGUGGAGGCGAGGUAGGUCUUGAGUGUCCUGGACCCUCUUACCCUGGCCUCCCCCCUCUGUCAGGCAGGGAUGUCACCAUAGCGCCCCACGGGGAAAGUGACAGUGUGCAGGGAGAGUGACCUUUGUUGAAUGUGGACUUGGAAGGUCGGGUCUGGGGCGUCGGCCUCAUUCCUGCUGCGCACUGGCUGACGACGGCAGGGUCCUUCCCCGCGCAGUUGAAUGGGAGCCCUGGCAGCUCUUGGAGGAGGGAGGCUUUCAAACCCAUGCUUUCAACAUGCUUUCAAACCCAGAGACUGGCAAGGGGGAAGGUGGUGUGACCCACAGGGGGUCACGGGGUGUGGCAGCUGGGGCUGCCACUCGCAGCUGGAUGGUGAGGAGGAUCAGCAUGCAGACCGCGCUCAGUGGGCUCUCCAGUGGGAAUGGCCCCAGGCAGGCACGCGUCCCCCCACUGUCCCCUCAGCUGUGGUUGGUAUGUGGACGAUUAUGCUGCAGGACGCCCAAGUGGGGGUGACUUCAUGGAGAGUGGGAGCUGCUUGUCUGGGCAGGCGAGUGGUGUCCCAGCACAUGUGGGAAGAAUGAGGGGUCACCUGGUGGCUGGGAAUGCCUUGGAUAGCAGGAAUGUCCCUGGUCGGGUCCCAGGGGUUCAGGGGCGGGUCUUGGCACCUCCUUGGGGACCCAAGGGGGCUGGGAUGGGGAGGAUGGUGGGUGGAGUCUGGCUCGGUUCUGCUGUCCAGGCCCAGUGAGCUCAUGGUCUGGGUCCCACCUCCAGGACUGUCUUUGGUCCCUUUGGCCCUCUCAGGGACUCAAACUUUGCAUUUUGACCUUGGCUUCUGUUUUGUGCAUAUGUCCCCGAGCCCUACAGGGGAAGAAGGGUGAGUGGUAGUGCUGAGUCCCUUGGUGUUUCCUGAGCCCUGUUCUUAUGUGCCCAUGACAGUGUGAGAUGGAGGGAUGCGGACACAUGUCCUGUACCAGCCCGUACCAGCCCGUACCAGCCCGUACCAGCCCGUACCAGCCCGUACCAGCCCGUACCAGCUUGUACCAGCCCGUACCAGCCCACAGGCACUGUUAGCAUUGCAGGGAUCUGGCCAGUAGGAAGAACGGGAGCCUGUAAACUCAAAGUUGGGUAAACUGGAAGCACACGUACCCGACCGAACCCCUCCUUGCCGAACUGCCGUCACUGCUUUUAUUCACUGGCAUGGUCCCGAGGUGGUUUGCAUCGGUCUUGUCUGAAAGGUGGACAUCCUGGCUCACAGUGGCCACGGCAUCGGGCCCCACCACGCACCCAUGCCUGCACGUCUUUGGCAGCUCGCAAAUGGCCCCGGGGGGAGCAGCCACACCCCCAGAACGGCCGAUGUCGCGCAUCAGGGCUUCACUUCUCGUUUCGUUGAUUGGGCUUUGUUGAGGGUCGGAAAAUCCGCGUGUGUGACGUGUAGCCACUCGCUGUGAGUGGCACAGAAGAGCCGAGGUGACUGUGCGCUGCUCUCAGAAAGCUGUCCUGCCCUUGGGCAGGGGAGUCCCUGUCCAUGAGCCACGCAUGGGGCCCUGACGCGUGCCUCCCACGUGCACCUUGUCUGUCUGGUUCAUGUGAACAGAAUUGCCAGCCAGCAGUCCUGCCCGCGCUGGACUCGUCUGCCCCCUGCAACCGUGGUGGACAAGGGAGGGGUGUUAGGAGAAGCUGGAACGCCCGUGAGCUGCGCUGGCCGCACGUUUUACCAGGAGCUGAGUGUGUGUGCAGCUGUGUGUCCGUGUGGUUUGUAAGAGCCGUCCGACCGACGUCUCUGCUCUCGGGUCCCCGGAGCCACUCCCUGCGCCGUCACAAGCUCUCCAGGCCGUGUGCGUGAUCCCAGGUCACAGAAGAGGGGGGUGACAGCUCACACCAGGCCCUCUCAGCUCUCCCGCUCUCUCUGACUCUCCAGGGCCACCCAGGCCAUUCUGGUGGGACCUGUCUGCAUAUCUUCACUGGCAGAUUACACAGGAGGUUUUGGGCUGACCUUCGUGGGGGCAGACCGGCCCUGAAGAUGCUUGCCCCUGGGAAGAAAUUCAGGCCUCUACCCCGCCUCCAGAGAAACAUCCAGGUUAUUGGAAACUUGGUGUUAAGUUUUCUGCAAGUGUUUAUGGAUUUAAGGGGGCUGCAAACCCCAGCGGGUCUCCUGGACGAAGUCCGUGGACAGCCCUUUGCUCUGAGGGCUCUGUGGAAGGACAGCUCUUCGCGGCUGUGGCCGGGGGGCCCAGAGCCGGCGUAGGGUCCCGUGUUUCCUGGUGCUCAGAGACUGGUCAGCACGGCCCCUACUUUGUGCAUCAUUGCUUCGUUUGUGGGACGAGGGUUUGUGAGCCUAGCACAGGUCACGGCUGGCCUCUGCCCUUAGGGCCUGUGUUCUUACAGGGCAGGGCUGGGGGCCCAAAUCCUAAACAGGGACGUUAGCUGGAAGUUUCCGGACCCCAAACCAAAUGGGAUGAUGGUUUUCAAGGUGGGGUACUUGGAGAAAAAGGCUCUGGGAUGGGGAAUCCCCCAGAACUAGAGGUGCUGGGCCCUGCAGUAGGAGCAAAGGUAGUGGCCAGAGGACCCCCAGGGGCUGGAAGUCCGGUUUCCUGUCACAUGGAGAAGGGCUCUGUGAGGUGCCGUGGGAUCCCCAUCCCAAGUCCAGCAGGGCAGGAGGGUGUGGUCAGGGUGCAGAGGCAGAUGUUGUGGGACCUAGCUUGGAGAGGAAGGCCGUGUGUGCUGCAGGUGGCCCUGGAGUAAUGGCGGGUUCCUUCAGGGGCUAUGGCUUGAGCAGUGUGGAUACACACGCCGUCCAGCAGGAGGGUGAGUGGAGACUCUGGCUCUGCACUAAGCCCGAUAGAACUGAGACGUCCAGCAGGCCGCCCGCGGAGAAGCCAGAGCAGAGCUCCUGGGGAAGCCUGCAGGUGCUAGUUCGGGGGGAGGCCAUCUGGGUGUGGACACCAGGAGUAUUUGGGGUCCUGCUGCCUGUGCCCACCUGGCAGGACCCAGCUGUGAAUCUGGGUGAGGAAAGGGGCUCACACACAAGCCUUGUGUUUGGGGAGACCUGGGGGUCAUCCGCUGUGAGCCAGCAUCUUGAGCCUGGCCAUGGGGUUGGGGACUGGGUCAGUGGCUCUGGCAUCAGACCACUCCCAGGGCAGUUCCUAGCACAGGGCCCUGCAGGACUGAAUGGGAGUUGUGUGUGUGCUGGGGUUCUGGGGGCGAGGCCCUUGGGGUGCUGAUUAGGACACCCAAGUCAGCACCUCCCCAGCCCUCCUGGUCCCCCUGCAGAGCCUCCGAAUCUGCGGCUGCCCUCCCAGGCCGCUCUGCGGGGUCUGGAGCUGUCUUCCCAGAGGACGGGGAGGAUGGGCCGGCUCUGGGCCUGGCUUGGGGAGCGGGGAGGCGUGGGUUCUCAGCAUCUGUGACUCCCAGGAAGAAGGCUUAGGACGGGGCUGGCUCCUGUGGGAAAGUGGACACUGUUUAUCCUUGGAUCAGCAGGAGAGCCCCUAGAUAAUCGGGAGACGAGGCCAGGCCGGGGAGUGACGUGCGCGGCGGGUCGAGGGAGAUUGGCUGGGACACGGCAAGCGCCCGAGACCAGGAACUACUCUUUUAAGAAUCUUGGCUGGGAAGGGAAAUGAAGUCCUUUGUGGUUUCCAAGUCCAGUUUCCCUAGACACUGCCGUCUUUGUGUGUCCAGAAGCCAUUCAGUGGGUUUCCAGAGCAGCACGCUUUGUGUCUUGGGGCCAGCUCUGCUGGACUCGGUCCUGCAUGCAGGGCACACGGAGCCCGGAGGGUGCUGCCUGGAGCCGGCCGAGCCCCGCCACCCUGUGCCGCAGCCCCAGGUGCCCCCGCUGUGCGUGUUCCCGGCUUGCUCGCUGCCACGGCCAGGGUUCCAGCGUCCUUGCAGAGCGCCCUGGCUCUGAUCAGGGUUCUGGAGUAGCUACGGAUAGGGGGCCUCUCCCAGAGCGUCUGCGUCCACGCGGAGGGACCCCGACCGUCAUGUUAAGGUAAAGCAGAGGGGCUCGGUGCUGAACAUGCUAAGGAGGCUGGACAAAAUCCGGUUCAGAGGUCACAGGAGAGACGACUUCCUCGAUCUAGCAGAGUCUCCAAAUGCCUCGGACACCGAGUGCGGAGAUGAGGUGCCCCUGAAGAUGCCUCGGGCCUCGGCCCGGGACAGCGAGGAGCUGAGGGACACUGCUGGUCCGGGGACCCUCAUCAUGGCUUCAGGAGUCCAGGACUUUAACCGGACAGAGUUUGAUCGAUUAAAUGAGAUCAAAGGCCACCUGGAAAUCGCCUUACUGGAAAAACACUUCUUACAGGAGGAGCUCCGGAAGCUCAGGGAAGAGACCAACUCGGAGAUGCUCCGGCAGGAGCUGGACCGGGAGCGGCAGCGGCGGAUGGAGCUGGAGCAGAAGGUCCAGGAAGUGCUGAAGGCCAGAACCGAGGAGCCGACGGCCCAGCAGCCUCCGAAAGGGCAGGCCCAGGUCAACAAUGGAGCAGACCGGCGGAGCCAGGGGCUGUGCCCCCGCGUCCAGAAGUGGUUCUACGAGAAGUUCGGGGAGUACGUGGAGGACUUCCGGUUCCAGCCGGAGGAGAGCGCCGUGGAGACGGAGGAGCCCCUCAGCGCCCGGAGGUUGACGGAAAACAUGAGGCGACUAAAGCGCGGUGCCAAGCCCGUCACCAGCUUCGUGAAGAACCUCUCUGCCUUAUCCGACUGGUACUCCGUCUACACGUCCGCCAUCGCCUUCACCGUGUACAUGAACGCCGUGUGGCAUGGCUGGGCCAUCCCCAUGUUCUUAUUUCUAGCAAUUUUGAGGUUAUCCCUCAAUUACCUCAUAGCCAGGGGCUGGAGGAUACAGUGGAGCAUCGUGCCUGAAGUCUCUGAACCGGUGGAGCCUCCAAAGGAAGACUUGACCGUGUCUGAGAAGUUCCAGCUCGUGCUGGAUGUGGCCCAGAAGGCCCAGAACCUCUUCGGCAAGAUGGCUGACAUCCUAGAGAAGAUCAAGAACCUGUUCAUGUGGGUCCAGCCCGAGAUCACGCAGAAGCUGUACGUCGCGCUCUGGGCUGCCUUCCUCGCCUCCUGCUUCUUCCCCUACCGCCUGGUGGGACUGGCCGUGGGACUCUACGCUGGCAUCAAGUUUUUCCUCAUUGACUUUGUCUUCAAACGCUGCCCGAGAUUGCGAGCCAAAUACGACACCCCCUACAUCAUCUGGAGGAGCCUGCCCACGGACCCCCAGCUCAAAGAGCGCUCCAGCACCGCCGUGUCGCGCCGGCUGCAGACGGCCUCCUCGCGGAGCUGCGUCUCCGGCGCGCCCGCCGGCCUCAACAAGGACGAGGACGCCGGUCGCCUCCACGGCGCCAAGAAGGGCGGUUUCCACGAGAUCUUCAACCUGACAGAAAACGAGCGCCCGCUGGCAGUGUGCGAGCAUGGCUGGCGCUGCUGCCUCAUAAACCGGGACCGCAAGAUGCCCACCGACUACAUCCGCAACGGGGUUCUGUACGUGACGGAGAAUUACUUGUGCUUUGAAAGCUCCAAAUCCGGUUCUUCCAAGAGAAACAAGGUCAUCAAGCUGAUGGACAUCACGGACAUACAGAAGUACAAGGUCCUCUCUGUCCUCCCGGGCUCAGGCAUGGGGAUCGCUGUGUCAACGCCUUCAACCCAGAAACCGCUGGUGUUUGGCGCCAUGGUGCACAGAGACGAGGCCUUCGAGACCAUCCUCAGCCAGUACAUGAAGAUCACGGCAGCCGCGGCGGCUGGCAGCGACAGCUAGUGUCCAUCCACCCGGGAUGAUGCUGGAAGGCUUUCGUUUGGUUUUUUGGUUUAUUUUUGUUUUUUUUGUUUUUUUGUUUUUUAACAAUUUGAUAGUGGAAAAACAGUUGGACAUCCUCCUGAUCUUUCGCAAUAAUUCCCCUUGACCUGUGGUUUUAUUGUGUUCACGCUGCGCUUCCCGGACCCCUUCACGCGGGGGUUGCGGCCUCGGACGGCGCCCGCCCGUCCCACAGGGGAGGUGCGUCCCACGACCACACGGACGCAGAGGGCAGGGAUGCUCGGAGGCCAGCGGGAAGGAGGACACUCAGGCCUGUGCCAGCCGCCGCCGAGUACAGCCGCCGUCCCGCCGCCCUGGACGGAGAGCCCGCGCCCGCCGCGCCCGGCCCUCCAGAGGCCGGAGCGCUUGCACGCCGAAGCCACGGCUGCGAGCACCGGCGUCCCUCUUCCUGGGCAUGAAGGACAUCGGUGAGGAGCGGCUCGGAGGCGCCUCCGCCGACCACCCUGGGCGGGCCCGUGGGUCUCACUCCUUCCUGUAGCGAGGCCACCUACCACGCGGCCUCAAGUGGGGCCCGGGACAGGGCGCGGCUCGGUCUGGCCUGCGCUCGGUGCCAGCCAUCCACAGGGGCCAAGGAGCCACCAAGGCCACUGGCCAUCUGGGCCCUACUAGCCACUGGGAGGCCAGGAGUCGGCAACCCUCACAGACAGGGAGUGGCGUGCAGGCAGAAGCACAUCUUUCACUCUCUGCUCUGGAAAGUAGACCAUCGGCCGGGGCUUUCGGGGCCCUCUGAGCGCGGGAUGCUCUCAGAUGAACGUCAGCCGCAGCACGGCCAGGUGUGGCUUCGUGGUGACAGCCUCCGGGGCUGGCAGAGGGGUGCUCUGGGGCCCAGGGGCGGGAGCGGCCUGGAUGCACCGUGGGCCAGGCUGGCUGCCGGUUUGCCAUGGGAGCUGUGUGGGGCCACUCGGGGGCUCCAGCAGUGGGGAGUGACUGAGUGGAGCCCAGAGGCUGGGGGCCGGGUGGUCUGCGCCCCUGACGUCCGGCGGUGGGAGCGAGCCACCCCCACCCGGCGCCUGCCAGGGCGCUGGUGGCCGAGGCCGGGGUUUGGGGGAGGGGUCUGUCUGCGGGCUGCAUUGGCUUGGGGACAGGCCUGUGACCUUGGGGAAGGACAGGCUGAGGUUGUGGCGGCCGCGCCCACCCCCCGGCCGGUGCCUCCGACUCGACGGCGGCUCCUCGGCGUGCCCUGCGUCCCCUGGGUGUCCUGGACAUUGUUGUUUUUUGAAGAAACAGAAGAUUAUAUUUUUUACAGAGAGCAAGCUGUUUUUCUUAUUUUUGUAUCAUUUUUCAGAUGUAAUUUUUACCUUUGCUCCAGUCCUAAUUUGCUGGUUUGGGUGAAGCCCGGUGGCCUCGCUCGCGUCCUCCUUCUCGGGGGGCCACGGAGCCGCACGCCAAGGCCCAGGCCGCGCUCCCAGGGGGCCGCGCUCCCAGGGGGCCGCGCCGACCAGCCUGAUGAAGCACACAGCCCGCCCGGCCGGUGAGGUCUGAGGGCACCCGCGGCGCCCGCCGCCCUGGUCUGCCUGGCGCUGGCGUUCACACGACCCCGCAGGCCGGCUUCUCGUCGGACCGAAGGCAGAGCCGCUCUGAGUCCUGGCUUUGGCUCCCACUGUGGGCGCAGGGGGACCGGCUCCCAUGGGCCCCGCAGAGGCCUCAGGCACCCCCGGGGACCCUCCCACAGGGACCCUCCCGCGGUGCCUGAGGCGAGGGGGGACAGGCCGAUUCAGGGGGACCCUCUGGGAGCCGCUCACACCCCUCCCUGGGGCUGCCAAGGGGUUGGCAUGGGGCUUGCCCUCCUCAGCAGAGCGGGUGGUUUGGUUCGAGUCCCUUCUGAGGAGAAAGGGAGAUGAAAACUGACCACGUGCGGAGCACGGCCCGGGGCGCUGGGUGGGGGUACGUGGCCCCCGGGGGCUCCCCGCUGCCUGGCAGAGAGAGCCCAGGGUUUCUAUCAAACUGUGUAAAUCUGGGCAGAUGUUUAAUUUCUAUGACUAAUCACUGAACUAGCGUGAAUGUUACAUUUUUAGGUCCAAAGCUCGAGUCUGUUUUGGAUCUGUAAGUAACCGUUCCUGCUGUCACUCUGUUCCACAGAAGGGUUGUACUGUAUGAAGAACUGAUGAAAAACCCUGUAACAGUUUUUUAAGAAAACUUUGUUUGUUUAAAGAAGUCUUGUAUAAAUUAUAAUUUUUAUUUAAAUAAACC